UGUGCAAUUUUGGUGAGUCUUUGUUAUAACCAACUAAUAAUAGAUACAAGAUGAACUAGAACCUUUCUGUUGGAUCACUCACCACCUAAUUAUCAAAACAGAUAAUUUCAGGCAAGGAUUGCAUGCCUUCAGAAGGCCAGUUGAUCUUGCAUCUUUACCUCUUUCACAUCAAUACCUCUUUCACACAGAUCCUCUUUCUUGUCUUUUUUCUGAUGUGGCUUUUUCAAAUGACCUCAAGCAACUGUCUGUAAUGAUUGAGGCCAUUUUUACUGAAGGUCUGACUCUCUGCCCAUGUUGCACAAGCUUUGAAUCUACAGAAAAUGAAAAUAGCACAUUGAAGAGGAUGGAACUGAAAUACGGAUAUACGUUGACUAAGGAGUUGGAAUAAGACUGAGUCCUGCUCUGUAAUAUUUAUAUACCUGGACCAUGAACUUGCUGUUUGGCUUCAUGCUUUAGGAACCUUUGUAGUAACUGCAUGAAGCUGUUGGGAAUCAUGGCAUUCUCUCCAUGGAAGCUGUCCUCUCAGAAACUUGGCUUUUUUCUGGUGACUUUUGGUUUCAUUUGGGGAAUGAUGCUUCUGCAUUUUACUAUUCAGCAGCAAACACAACACGAAAGCAGUUCAGUCCUGCGUGAGCAAAUUUUGGAUCUCAGCAAAAGAUACAUCAAAGCAUUAGCUGAAGAAAAUAAAAAUGUGGUUGAUGGGCCUUAUGUUGGGACAGUGACAGCAUACGAUUUGAAGAAGACACUUGCUGUCUUGUUGGAUAAUAUCUUGCAGCGCAUUGGGAAGCUGGAGUCCAAGGUGGAAAAUCUUGUGCUUAAUGGAACAGGAGCAAACUCUACCAACAAUACUAGCACUCCUGCUCCCAGCUUAGGAGCAGUUGAAAAGCUUAAUGUAGCAGAUCUCAUAAAUGGAGCUCAAGAACAGUGUGAAUUGCCUCCUAUGGAUGGUUUUCCUCACUGUGAAGGGAAAAUAAAGUGGAUGAAAGAUAUGUGGCGAUCGGAUCCCUGUUAUGCAAGUUACGGUGUAGAUGGGUCCACAUGCUCCUUUUUUAUUUACCUCAGUGAGGUUGAAAACUGGUGUCCUCGUUUACCUUGGAGAGCAAAAAAUCCUAAUGAAGAAACUGAUCAAAAAACAGUGGCUGAAAUUCGUAUCAACUUUGAUAAUCUCUACAAAAUGAUGUCAAGACACGAGGAAUUCAGGUGGAUGAUGUUACGCAUCAGACGAAUGGCUGAUACCUGGAUUGAAGCAAUUAAAUCACUUGCAGAAAAACAAAAUUUGGAGAAGAGAAAACGAAAAAAGAUUCUUGUUCAUCUGGGGCUUUUGACAAAAGAAUCUGGAUUCAAGAUUGCAGAAAAUGCGUUUAGCGGAGGCCCACUUGGUGAAUUAGUCCAGUGGAGUGAUUUAAUUACAUCUCUCUACUUAUUGGGCCAUGACAUCAGGAUUUCAGCUUCACUGGCAGAGCUCAAGGAGAUUAUGAAGAAGGUUGUGGGUAACAGAUCUGGCUGCCCUACCCAGGGGGAUAAAGUUGUAGAACUCAUUUACAUUGAUAUUGUGGGACUCACUCAGUUUAAGAAAACCCUUGGUCCAUCAUGGGUACAUUAUCAGUGUAUGCUAAGAGUUCUGGAUUCCUUUGGAACUGAACCAGAGUUUAACCAUGCCCAUUAUGCCCAGUCUAAAGGCCACAAGACGCCAUGGGGAAAGUGGAACCUUAAUCCACAGCAAUUUUAUACAAUGUUCCCUCACACUCCGGAUAACAGCUUCCUUGGAUUUGUGGUAGAGCAGCAUCUGAAUUCCAGUGACAUUAAACACAUUAAUGACAUCAAAAGGCAGAAUCAAUCUCUCGUUUAUGGCAAAGUAGAUAAUUUCUGGAAGGAUAAGAAGGCUUAUCUGGACAUCAUCCACACGUAUAUGGAAGUCCAUGGAACUGUUCACGGGACCAGCACUAUUUAUAUUCCCGGCUACGUAAAAAACCAUGGUAUACUCAGCGGGCGGGAUUUGCAGUUUCUGCUGAGAGAAACCAAACUGUUUGUUGGUCUUGGAUUUCCAUAUGAAGGGCCAGCUCCUUUAGAGGCUAUUGCUAAUGGAUGUGCGUUUCUAAAUUUAAGAUUUAACCCACCAAAAAGUAGCAAAAAUACAGAAUUUUUCAAAGGCAAACCUACACUCCGAGAGUUGACAUCUCAGCAUCCCUAUGCUGAAGUUUACAUUGGGAAGCCCCAUGUCUGGACUGUAGACAUCAAUGAUCUUUCUGAAGUUGAGAAGGCUGUGAAAUCAAUUUUGAAUCAAAAGAUUGACCCCUAUUUGCCGUAUGAAUUUACAUGUGAAGGAAUGCUUCAGAGGAUGAAUGCGUUUAUUGAAAGACAGGAUUUCUGUCACGGGCAGGUGAUGUGGCCCCCAUUAAGUGCCCUUCAAGUAAAAAUUGCUGAACCAGGAAAAUCCUGUAAACAAGUUUGUCAGGAAAGCCAGCUCAUCUGUGAGCCUUCCUUCUUCCAGCAUCUUAACAAGGACAAAGCUCUGCUUAGGCAUAAUGUCGAAUGUCUCACCAUGGAGUCAGCAAAUGACAUUCUGGUCCCCUCUUUUGAUGGAAGAAGGAAGCACUGUGUUUUCCAAGGCGACCUCUUAUUGUUCAGCUGUGCCGGAUCCCACCCAACCCACAGAAGAAUCUGCCCCUGCAGAGACUAUAUUAAGGGGCAGGUUGCGCUUUGUAAAGACUGCCUAUAGCAGCAGCAGAGCUUCUUUUGAGUUGAGGACAAAAUGUAAGUAGUUUUGAGAGGAGCUACUUAUUACUUCCUGCACUUUUGUCCAGGUUUUUCGCUGCAGGCAGAGCUAUCAUUGCUGGGCAGGAUGACCUAAGAGAGGAGGGAUUCGUAAGGCACAGCUAACCGAUCUUGUUUUCCUGUAAGAACAUUUGCAGUGUUACUCUGCGGAGUCCUUCAUCUGUUUGCGAAGAGAAAUGAGUUUCGUGUUCUACAGCGAUUUGAAGAUGACUGCACAAAAUAGUUUGUAGGAAAUUCCCAGACCCAUCAAACUUUUUUUGGUUGUCGUUUGGGUGAAGUGGUUUCUAUUUUUUUUUUUUAAUGAAUUGGGACAUCCCCCAUCAUGGUUAGCUAAAGGAUCUCAACUUCAUUCCAGUAGCAAAUUGAAAAAAGGGUGCUUGAGGGAGGGGGGUGCAGGGGAGGGAGGACUAAUGUUUUAUUCUAGGUGCACUGUUUUGAGUACUGCUUGAGCUCGGGUGGCUGUAAAGCAGUUUACUUCACAAGAACUCGGAAUCACACGAUAGCUCUGUACCCUGUUUUUGGGUUAUCUGGGCCCAGUUCUUUUUUUCCUUUUCUUUUUUUCCUUUUCUUUUUUUCCUUUUCUUUUUUUCCUUUUCUUUUUUUUCUUUUUUUUUUAAAUCUCUGUAUACAACAAGGUAUUGUCUGCGUCACCGCUGCUGCAUCAGCGCAGUCUAAACAGAGAGGAUCAUGAAUGAGCAAACAGGCAGUUGCCAGCGUGUGCCACCUCAUCUUGGUGACUCGACACCUGGCUGGGCUUGUGGCAUUCUUCAGCGUGGAAAAGCUACAAAAACAUGCUGCCAUUUUUGGAAUGGACUUGUCACAGUUUACUGGUCCCAUUUAGAGAGUAAUCCUUGGAAUUUGCCCAUGCUUCUGUUGUAGUCUGUCUGCUAGAAAUACUGUGUGAAGCAAAAAGUAUUCAGCAUCAUUGGAGCAAUAUUAUCGUUAGAGCCUCAGUUUGCUACGGCUUCCAGUAGUUAAAGUGUUGCUGAAUGACAUAGAAUGGUUAAACUAAGCUAACUAUAACUAUUGUAUGGUAGAAAUGUAAAACGUCUUCAUAAAUAGCUAGGUUUUUAAAGAGAAAUUUUUUUCUGAAAAACAAGUAAGAGGCGACAAACAACUGCUAAGGAAAGCAUCGAUUGAUCUUGUGAGUUCUUUGAUUGUUUUUCUGGGUUUGGGGGGCGGGGUGGGUGUUUGCUUUUGGUUUAUUUUUUUUUUAGCGGGCACACCAGUUACAAAUUUAGCAAAAAACAAUUCAAGAGUUCGGAACUCAAAUCAAACUUCAUUUUUUUAGAGCAGCAAGUUGGAUCUUCUAAACCGCCUUCUUUUUAUAGAGGCAAUUUGGUAAUUUUUGUUAUUUUCAGCAGAAGGUGACACACUUGACAGCACCAUUUGUAGUCAGGAAACGAUAGGCUAAGCUUAGUGAGAACCAAAUCUGCAGUGUGUUUUGAAAGCAGUCAUAGUCUGCAGGUUUGCAAUUUGGACAUGCUCUGAUCAUACUGGAAAACAACUCAGUCACCAGGAGGGUGUUUUUCAUAAAGAUUAACAGACAUUACCAGGUAAUAGUGACAAGCAUAGAUAUUUUAAAUUUUCCUUUCUUUGAUAGAUCUGGUUGGUUCAGGUUUUUCUUGUAACCGGCAUUCAUUAUCUGUGUGUGAAUAUUGAUGUUAUCGCUUGACCUACCAAAGACCAAGCAAGGGAAAUGCUAUUUAAUCCUGGAUAAAUUCUCAAGGCAAGAGAACAGAACAGUAUACAUUUAAAGUUUCAAUUUAAAAGCAAUGAACUAGCUUUUUCCAGUUUUUUGUUUCCUGCCUCGGCACUCCUGACAGUGUUAUCCUGUAACACUCCGUAACAUUGCUGUGGACUACGCAGGAACUUAAUCCGGAGGGACUGUUGAGUAUCCAAAAGGGAUACGUGGGAGCUGUUGAACAGCAGGGUCACCAGUAAGGGGGUUGUGAUGAUGAUAACAUCUGCUGUAUUUUAGAGUAAUUUUCCAGAAACAGAACAGCUGGGUUCUCUAACGGGAGGCAAACUUUUUGUAUGAAAAGAAAACAAACACAAACUAAUAUGAAAAUCCUUACUGUUACCAUAGCUCAGCAUUUGCUUCAGUCAGCACAAAUGUCGCUUGCAAUAGUUUUAACACCCUGGAAAAGCUGGGGGAGGAGGGCUGGGAAUGGGUCGGAGCAGGCGCAACAAUUCAUUUUGUAUUUAUAGGAAAUAUUCCCCGCAUACCUGUGCAUAUCUGUGCAACUGGAACAUCCUGUGUAUUAAAAUACAGACACUUACACCUGGUGCUGAUAGUAGAGGCAACAGCAGAAUUUGCCUUUACCCGUUCAGCCUGAGGUUCUUCAGGCAGGAAUUUAGUUUGGAAUGAGAUAUCACAGAAUUACAUCAGAAACAAAGAUUUUUAUGUGUGCACUUAAAGAACGCAAAACACGUAGGUUUUGCUGUAGUGUAAUUCUUUGCUGUAAAUACAUAUUUGCUUGUUCCCCCCCACUGUAUAGCCCCCAUGGCAUACUGCAUUUUAUUUUGCCUCUCAGACUUUAAAGAUGGGAGGGGUUUGGUGUUUGUUAGUAUAAGAUUUUCUGGUCUAGUGCUUUGCUCAAUGCUAAGUUUGCCUUUAUCACAGCAGGGAGAGUCUAUUAUAAGCUCUGGUUUUUUCGUGCUGUAGCACUGUUUCUUUCUAGUCUACUGAACUGAAUUACUGCGUACUGGCAAAAAUGAAGCAGCAAACACCAAUGCCGCUUGCGUUUCAGCCAGGGACAGAACAUCUGAAUUGGCUUCAGAAUCAGUUGGGUCUGAUCCUAUCUCCACUGACAUCUAUAGAGAAGACUCAUUAAGCUGAAAGAAAAAAGAAUCGAGAUCUAUCAAUCAUUUGACAGGCCUCUAUUAUUAACGUUAAACUCUCUUUUCAGAAGAACUACUACUUUUACAAAAUACAGCUCCAGUCUAAAUUUCAGUAAAAGGAGACUAUCAUACGAGAACUGCACGUGCACAAACUUGGUAAACGUCACUCGCUAAACCCGACGCAGCGCUCCCCCAUCCCACGGCAGUGUUUGCUCGUGCACUGAUACAUCAGUGAAUCCUUCCGCAGAUAAGCGCUCAGGCAAAUCCAUGUGGGACUAUUUAAAAGUUUGAAUGAUUUACUAAAACAUAUAAUAUAUAUCUCUCUAUCUCUCCACAUGUCAGGAUAGAGGGCAGCCUUCUGCCCAAGUUCCAGAGCUGUUUUCCUUCCUAAUAAAGCAACAAAGGUGUAGUCCAAUUAUUGCACUUAAACAAGGAUAUUAGAGAUGGGACUGUGCUGCUGUUUUUCAGUCUGACAGUAAAGCUUGCAGCUUCCUUUACUCAGAAAUCAGGUUUUUGCAUGACUUGCAUUUGAAUAUAUUGAUCAAUGAUAUAUUGAUGGAAAAAAUGUCAAAAGUUGAAUAUAAAAACAUUUUACAAGCUUUUAAACAUAUCUCUCAUAUCAAGACAUUCUUUGUUUUAAAAUUUUGUAUUUUUGUAUGUGACCUUGUUUUUUUCAAAAAUCUUGUUCCUAUGAGAUUAGAAAACUUGAGAGAAGCAUUUACAUAUUUAUUAAAAUUAACAUAAAAGGCUUGCCUUUGAAAGGUAAAGUUGGUAAAUACACACUGUUUAAAAAUGCCAAUAAAAACCUCAUUUAUUUCAUAUAUGCAAGUUGAUUUGCACAUGUAUAAAUAGAGUUGCUUUUUGCAUUUUUUGCUUAGUUUCUAUUUUUUUUUUUGUAAUUUAUAGUUGCAGCUGUGUGUUUGCUUGUUUAUAUCAGAUUAUGUUUCUCCUACAAGUAUUUAAUGUUUAUGUGCCUUUUUUUACCUUUUUGGGGGUUUGGCUGGGUGUUUGAAAUAUGAACACUGUCUGAACAAGUAUAAUGGAACACUAAUUACAGGUGAGAACAGUGCUUGAUGAUACACAACUUAGCAGUGUGAAUUUUGAACGUUUUUGAGUAGUGGGGGAAUCUGUUCUGAAACUCCAAGAUAAGAGCUAGUAACAUGAAAGUAUAACUUCAGUAAUUCUAGCAAAACGUUCCUUCUGCAAGCAAAAUACCCUUUCCUGAAUACCUGUGAUUUGACGUGAGAGCUCCUGCUGGGAUGGGAUGUCUGUCUAAUGACCAGAGAGCAAACUAAAGCUGUUAGGAGGCGAUGCUGACAGAAAAGCUCAGCUGUAUCUGGUUUGAUCGGCAGGGAAAUUGAAGAUCCACAUUAAAUUUUGUGAGGUGUUGGUUUUCUGGGUAAGGAUGUCUGUGUGUGGAAGCACAUGGGAUGAUUCCUGGUGCUUCCAGGAGAAUGCAGUCCUUUUACGAUACCCAAAUUUACUACUGUCAGUGGGGAGGAAACUCUGGAUAUUCAGCUUAUUGCAGAUAAUGCUACUGCUUUUCUGCAAGAGGAGUAUUUUGCAGAAUAGCUGCUGAUCAGGUUUCAGCUGGAGGUGGCGGGACGGGGCUGCAGACAGAGCCAGGACUCUGCGUCUUCCCCGCUCAGCUCUGCUCCCACUACCUGUGCCGGCUUGGGCAACUUGCUUAGUGGUGAGCAUUCAGAGCUGCUCCAAGUUUCGGCUGGUAUCAGCCGCAAGUCGGGCUGUCAGCCCAUGUCCUCCCUCCUCACUGACUCGUGCUGUGCUCCUGUCCUCUGACAGCCCAAGCGAUGUCCUUGCUUGACCCUUGCAACGGCAGACGUGCCCUCUCUGAAAUGAGACGUGCUCUCCUGUCUCAAAAAUGAGUGGCCCGUCUAAAUUACAGAGAUGAUUUACGAGUUUGCAGCACUUUUCACAUAAACAAAAUCCAGAUUGCUUUCUCAGGUUAGUAUUUUGCUCAUAGUGCAUUUCAGGACCAGAUUUUGCUAGUAAAAUAAAUUAAAUGGGCUGAAUGAGGCUGGAUACAAUCUCAUCCAAGUCUAAUUAACUUCAUGACUCCCACUGGCUUCAGUCAUAGCAGAACUCCUCCAUUAAUUUUUCUUCAAAUUAAGCAAGCGGCUCUCCCUUUUUAAUAAAUAUAAAGCACUGUAUCUUACAAGAUGAAGACCAAACGCUUGCAGGUUCUGUUGUACACAUAGCAGCAGCCAGUUUCGCUUGCUGUUGCAGCAUACAGCAUCUCCGCCUAAGUUGAUGUUACCUAUUAGCAAAGUUCCAGUUGAAAACUUGGUGACAGAGCUGUUCAGUCUUCAGUUUGGAGUUGGGGGGUGGGGUGUUUGUUGGUUUUGUUGUUGUUUUUUCAAGAGGCUAUUAGUUACCAGUUUCUAGCUUCAUGGUCUUUUUUUCCUGGGGUGCUAACAUUUUGGCAUGGCUGUUUCUUUGUGGUGGUUGCCCUACAGCUGCCACGCCUUCAACUUUUGACUUGCGAUCUCUUUCCAUUUGUAGUCCUGCUCUGGUCCCAUCGUUUCAGGGACGGCUGACGAGGUGAGGAGAGUAACGCACUGACAGACGUAUGCUUUCAGUCGGGCUGGAAAGGCCAGGGACAGAUACGGUUUUGCUGAGAUAUGCUUUAAUAAUAUUGCUCUAAGUGUAACAACAAAACAUAUCAUUUUACAGGCAGUGACUUAAACCUUGUCUUCAUAUUUUUAAGCAGCUCUAUAGGAUUUUUUUUUUUAAAUUAGUUUGUAAUUUCCAAAUAUUAUAUUUAAAUGGAAUGUGUAAACAGCAAACUCUGUGUAUCAAGUGUAAGAUGUUUACUGUAGGAAUGUGUUGAAAAUACCAGAGGCUGAACCCCAGAAUGCCUCAGAUGCGAGGCAUCGCUCGUGUUCUUUCUUCCAGGGAAAAAUAACAAAGUGCAACCAUUGCCAAUGUGUCUUGCUUUUAUAGGUGUAAUCCUUUACAUAGUCAUAUGAUUAAAACCAAUGGUAUGUUGCAAUUCAGCAGAGCUCUCUCGACAGCACUACGCUACCUAUUUAUUAAAUGGGUAAAUAAAAUCAGGUGCUCAGAGUUCGGAUAGAAUGGGUAACCGCUCCACCCUCCACACACAGAAACUGCUUUGCAAAAUCUCAGCUGCAAUCAAGCGCGCGACGCCCUCCUCUCUGCCGGGAAGAUCGGUGCAGGUGCCCUUUGACUAAGGUUGAGCUCUGCACGGGCAGAGAAUUUGUCACCUCGUGCCAGGCUCACAGGUCUGACGCGCUGUGGACCUCGCUGUCCUCGUGUUGCCCAGCAAGGCCAACGCUGCUCUCCCCGGGGAAAGGCGUCUGUACGGCGCUGGGGGUGUCCCGCACCCACUGGCCCUGGGUGCCGCAGCAGAGGCUCGGUCCUGCAGGAGCCAGCAAAAUCCCUGGCUUUGAGGAGGGCGUGUAAAUAACGUGAUGGCGUUGAGCUGGAGCCAGCCGGGCCCUUGGCACCUCCUGGCUCGGAUUCCAGCAGCUGCAAAGUAGUCUGAAGUAUCGAACUGGUACACGAUAAAUCAAGGGAAAUUGUCUGAAGGCCGUUCAUUUUAAUAGGGUUAUACCCAGAACUAAUUUGUUACAUUCAUUAGCAGGUCUCUUGCUGUACAGUGACAGUGAAAACCAUUUUUAAGAAGUCAUGGUUUUACUUGGUUUUCUCAAAAGAAUACAGCAGAGGAGGAGGAAAUAGCAGUUCUUACCAAAGGAGAAAAGAGUAAAUUUUAUGAGGAAAGUUACCCUGAAUAUUCUGAGAGAGCUAAAAGAAAGGUCUAAGGGAAUAGUUACAAAGCUAAUUUGAGCUCGGAGAAGUUGAUCUCCCUGAGCUGGCCGGGCUGACAGUCAACGGGGCGGGGGGGGGGGGCUCCCGAGGGCAAUUUGGGGCAGCUCUUUGGUUUCUGGUCGGAAUCAUUCCCCGGAGGAGCCUCUCUCUCUCCAUGGGUGAAGGGGGUCGAAGUCUGAAUAAUCCCUGUAGCACUCCAAAGUUGAAAAAAACCCAAAAACCAAACCAACUACUGAAAUCUGUAACAAUAAAAAGUUUGCUUCUUUUUGCAGACAAUAAUUUGGAGUCAGUGAGAGUUUUUAUAUGUACAUGAGAACUUCAGGGGCAGGCUGGUACUACGUGUGUUUGGCUUGAUUUCUUUCCUAAAAGGUUGAUCCUUUGUUUUAUUUAAAUGGUUGUGUUCCACUAUAUUACGUUCAAGCAGUUUGAUUCAGAAAGAACAGAACACAGUGGUUCAGAUACUGUCAAGUUCCUGGGUUUGUUUUGUUUUAUUUUUUUUAGAAAGGUAAAUGUCUGUACUUUAAUGGCAUAGAAAAAUGCUUUGUUUUCACUGUUGUAGAAAAAAACU
Molecule: messenger RNA, 9997 nt
Organism: Egretta garzetta (little egret)
Lineage: Eukaryota; Metazoa; Chordata; Aves; Pelecaniformes; Ardeidae
Gene: MGAT5
Product: alpha-1,6-mannosylglycoprotein 6-beta-N-acetylglucosaminyltransferase
Exons: 17
Coding region: 476-2719 (747 amino acids)
Biological process (GO): protein N-linked glycosylation
Cellular component (GO): Golgi apparatus
Molecular function (GO): alpha-1,6-mannosylglycoprotein 6-beta-N-acetylglucosaminyltransferase activity
Source: RefSeq, a predicted model, not a curated record